GAUGAUGAUGAUGAUGUGUCGACAAACUCGUCCUCUUCCGCCUCGCGUUGGUGUUUAGUUUUCGAAAGCCGGAACAGCCCGGAGUGGCCUGGGAGUGAAGUGCUUAUAAUUGGUAUUCAAAGUUGUCCCAUACCGAGGGCACACGGACGAGAGGGGCGGUUGUACUUAGCACCUUGCGGACGGAUGGAACAUGGAUUGUGUUGGUGAAGUGGUUCAGGCUUUGGUGGCACUAGCUGCUUUGGUGUUCAUUGUGGUCGUUGUUGUUGCUCAUGUCACCGCUGGUAUGAUCGACCUGAGACGCCAUGAAAGGGAGAGCGGUUUCGUCACUGCCUCUGGUCAGACAGAGUCCUUCCCAAGUCUGCACGACCCCCACUCGCUCUUCCUGUCAGUUGUGGUCCCAGCCUACAACGAGGAGCUCCGAAUGCCUGUGAUGAUGGAUGAAGCUAUGGAGUAUCUGGAAAACAGACAGAAGAACAACGCCUCCUUCACUUAUGAGGUCAUAGUGGUGGAUGAUGGGAGCAAAGACAAAACUACUGAGGUGGCUCUGGGUUACACACGGAAGUAUGGUUCUGAUAAGGUCCGGGUCCUGACGCUUGUGAAGAAUAGAGGGAAAGGAGGGGCAGUGCGGAUGGGCACUCUGAGUUCCAGAGGGAAACUCAUUCUGAUGGCCGAUGCAGAUGGUGCCACAAAGUUUGCUGACUUUGAAAAAGUAGAAGCUGGGCUGAAUGAUCUUCAUCCUAAAGCGGGCAACAUGGCUAUCUCCUGUGGCUCCAGAGCUCACCUGGAGCAGGAUUCUGUGGCUCAGCGGUCCUUGUUUCGCACAUUUCUCAUGUAUGGUUUCCACUUCCUGGUGUGGUUCUUCUGCGUGCGAGGAAUCCGGGACACUCAAUGUGGAUUCAAGCUUUUCACGCGUGAGGCCGCGCUGAAAACAUUCUCGUGCCUCCAUGUGGAACGAUGGGCCUUUGAUGUGGAGCUCUUGUACAUUGCUCAGUGUUUCAAAAUCCCGAUAGCGGAGGUGGCCGUCAACUGGACUGAAAUAGAAGGAUCCAAACUGGUUCCUUUCUGGAGUUGGCUGCAGAUGGGUCGAGACUUGGUUUUUAUUCGCCUGCGCUACGUCACUGGAGCCUGGAAGCUGCAGACUCCACGGAAAACGGACUAGCCAAUCAGUGUGUCGUAAGCUCAGACGGAGUUUUGGAUGAAGUGGGACAGACAGCUGCUGUGUAUUUGUCAAGGACAAACUCAUGCAUCCGUGUGUUUGGACUCUGCGUUAGGGAUGACGGUGCAGUUGUAAAUCCUCUCGUCCAUGCCGUGAUGUUUAUCGGCUUGUGCUGGCGUAAUCGCCAUGGAAACCGCCAGUGCUUCAGCUUUCAUCAUGUAUGACCAAGUUGUGUACCCAGUGGCAGAAUCAUUUGAGUGGGACAUGCUCAAAGAAAACUGUCUUUCACUGUGUCCACUUGAAAGCAGUCGUGGGAUCCAAUGCUGUACCUCCAGAAGCUGGGCUGAUGGCUGUUUCACUCUGACAAAUGAACCCAGUGUCCUUAAAUAAAUCACUAUUGUCUUGUUCUCCG
This is a messenger RNA of Synchiropus splendidus (mandarinfish), 1568 nucleotides long. RefSeq names its product ALG5 dolichyl-phosphate beta-glucosyltransferase (gene alg5). NCBI's taxonomy places the organism in Eukaryota, Metazoa, Chordata, Actinopteri, Syngnathiformes, Callionymidae. The record is from RefSeq and is a predicted model, not a curated record. Bases 191 to 1159 code for a protein of 322 amino acids. Gene Ontology annotation, cellular component: endoplasmic reticulum membrane. The transcript is spliced from 10 exons.